AUGGGAGGCUUAACACCAUUAAUGGCAAAAACACUGAAGAGGAAGGGACAAAUUGCUGGCAAUGAUACAGAACCUGAGUGGCAAGGGGGCAACGAAGUCCCUGAAACUGACAGUGACAGCAGUUACAUCACUGAUUGUCAAACUGAGACAAAAACAACAGUCUCAAUUACCUCCCUCCUUGAAGACUACUAUAAACCAGGAACACCACAGGGGAAGACAAAAAAAGCCUCCAAACUGAAGAGGCUUGGAGAGUACAUCUAUGAUGAUGAAGAUGGAUGGAUUUUUAGGACCUAUGACCAAAGGCAUGGAGGAACUGAAAUCCCUGAAGAGGAAGUCUUCUGGGCCUCUCCAGAAGAAAGAAAAGAAGAGGCUGAAAAAUAUAAAAAGAGAUAUCAGUAUGAAGCUGAGUGGUAUGAAGAACAAAAUAGAAGAUUCCAGGGCUAUAACUAUAAUGGACCCUCCGGUUAUCAAAUCGCCGGAAACUAUGUCCCUAACGAUGUUAGACUCUUUAACAAACGAGAGCUUACAUCAGACCAUGGUGGACGUAUUGAGGAUGAGGUGGACUUCGAUUCUUGGUUAGAUGAGAAUUUUCUGGCAUUGGACAUGCUGAGAAACAAGUGA
Messenger RNA from Paraglomus brasilianum, 621 nucleotides. The record is from the annotation of a GenBank genome assembly. NCBI's taxonomy places the organism in Eukaryota, Fungi, Glomeromycota, Glomeromycetes, Paraglomerales, Paraglomeraceae.